GGCGUGUCUACUUCGUUUUGAUGCACUGUCUGUAUUCUAUAUAUCCGGUGGACACAUUAGUAUUUCAUCGUGGUGUAUCUAAUUUAGGAUAUCACGAUGGAGUUAUUAACUUUCCCAAUUCACGUUACGUAGAUGGCUUCAUUUCUAUAUCUUACCCUGUACGUAAUGGUUGUCGUCCAUUGUUCGGUGUUUCAACAUUUCCAUUUGACCCAUCAUUGGUGAAGAAGCGUCGCAGUCGACCUCGUGUUGAUCAUGUAUCUAGAGCACGUCGUAAGCUUGAGAGUGACCAUUCCGCUAUGCAUGGUCUUGCUACUUUAGGCACUCAGGGAUCUACCAGUGAAGAUCAGCGUGCAGCGAGUCUUAUUGAGUUCAUAUCUCGUAUUGAGGCUAAGCCACGCCGUAAGCGUUUGCCAUUGCCGAGUGACCCUGGUGAUCCCAGUUACGAUGCGUUAUUAUAUCUCAAGGGUUUACCGUACGAUUGUGUUGAGUCUGAUAUACUUGACUGGCUUUCAUCUUAUUCUAUUGUGGAUGUCAUCUUGAUAAAGAACGAGGAGGGUUGUUUCACUGGAGAUGCCUAUGUUCGUUGUAGUACCUUAUCGGAGCGUGACCGUGUACAUCGUGAGAUGUCUGGGAAGUAUCUUGGUUUACGUUACAUUCCAAUAUAUCGUUUAACCGAGUCUGCCUAUAUGGAGUACUACCAUGUAGGUUAUCGUCGUGAGCCUGCUAAGCGUAAUCACAUUCAUCCACGUUAUGUGGUUGCUAAGCAGGGUGUAGAGAUUGUGUCCACUGACAUCAGCGUACUCAAGACCGGCUCUCGUGUUUGCGGCGUUGUGAAUGAGAUUUAUCGCAAUGGUCUUUUAUUAGACUGCGGCAUAUACGAAUUGGUUGACGGUUAUCGUGAGCGUGUAUUUUGUGUUUUAUUACGUAAUCGUCUUGCUCGUAAUGUUGGUUUAUCAGGUCAGCAUCGUGAAUGGCUUCGUGAUAAGGACCUUGUUUUAUUUCCUGGUAUAAAGCUGAAUUUAUACGUUGAGAAAAUCCGUUAUACAUCAGCUAGGACCUCAUUUGAUGGCGAUUUAUGGCGUGAGCAUUUGGGUGAGCCAUUUGAGUCUGUUGACCGUAGUGGGAGCACUUCCCUUCGUUCUAUGGUUUAUUUGACCAUGGAUUCUUCGGUGAGUGAUGACAAGGUUGCUUGGUGGGAGCGUCGUCUAUUUGAUUCUUAUGCCAAGUUUACACUUAUCGAUGCUGGGUCUAAGCGUGAUAAAGUAGCUGUGGUUGCACCUAAAGUCAAUCCUGUUGUUGGUUCUAUUGCAGAGCCUGUUAAACUGGACCACGAGACGCUAGAUCAUGUUUCCUUUAGUACUUCAUGGUUAGAUCCUCUUCCUAAGGUAGAUCGUGCUAAAGUUGUUGUUGGCAAGGUAGCCGUCAUGGGUGACUGGAAUAUGCAUUACACUUCUAGGUUUGCCUUGGAGGAAAUGGAGGGCACCGAUCCUUCACCAGAGCCUGAUAUUCCUUAUAAUCAGCUUGUUAAUGAAUUUCUCCGUGGUUCUGUCGUUGAUCGUCACGGUACUCAUUACCAUGGUUUUGGUGAUAAUGAGCCACCUCUUGAGUUUGCAUUAAAAUCUGUUAGGGGUUCACCUCCUGAAAUAAAGUCUCCGGUGUCUUCUAGGGCACCGUCUGUCAAACCAGAUACAGCUAUGGCACCACCUGUAUCGGAGCAAGUUAAUGCUCCGGAACCACCUACGGAGGACACGUAUACAGUAGAAUCCGAUACGACAUUGGACAAAUCUGAUGCGUUGUUAGGUAAUUUGAAUCCAUUAGAGGACGUUCGUCGCCGGACCGUUGAGGAAAGCUUUACCAUAUUUCCUCGUCAAACACUAUUUGAUGAGUGCAUAAAGAUUCCUGGUACCGAUUGGCUUCUUCGGCGUUGUGACGUUCCCAAGUUGGCUCCACACCAUGUAAUAUCACUAUUGCAUCGUUUUGAUGUAUCAGAAGAUACAUCAGCGAAUGCAGAUUACGCCAACCGUGUACUACUGUGUGACAUUAUACGUGACCGCGGUCUUGGUACCGGUUUGGAUGCGCGUACAUUGAUAGAGAAGGGCGUAUACAAGUUAAACCAAUCUAAGAAGAAAUUGAAACGUAUAAUCGAGUUGAUGAAGCACUUAACUGGUCGCAAGUUUACUCGUGAUGAUUUGGACACUGCAUCAAAAUCUGAACUUCACAUGUUGGCUGAGGAGGCAUUACGUUACUUUUUACGUUGGGAGCCUGAUAUGGCUGUAAAGAAAUCAUUUGUUGAUAUGUACGGUGGUGACAUCGACUCUAAUUUAGACUUGGAUGCUCGUUGGGAUUCACUUAAGUGGACUAUUGUCAUUCGCAUAUACGGUGAGCAGAGUGACCUCAAGUCUAUAAUGCGUGACAUUGAGGCUAACAACCGUGCAUUCGGUGUAGCUCCUGGGCGUGCCACUAGUGACUUUGGUACUAUUGUACAACAUUCCUUAUCGAAGGAGUUCGGCUCACCUCGUAGUAGUGCCAAAUAGCGUCACAACCCGUUAUAUUAAUGGAAGUCAUUUGUUU
Molecule: messenger RNA, 2571 nt
Organism: Babesia bovis T2Bo
Lineage: Eukaryota; Apicomplexa; Aconoidasida; Piroplasmida; Babesiidae
Product: RNA recognition motif domain containing protein
Exons: 1
Coding region: 21-2534 (837 amino acids)
Molecular function (GO): RNA binding
Source: RefSeq, a predicted model, not a curated record